Molecule: messenger RNA, 2826 nt
Organism: Schistosoma rodhaini
Lineage: Eukaryota; Metazoa; Platyhelminthes; Trematoda; Strigeidida; Schistosomatidae
Source: the annotation of a GenBank genome assembly
AUGACCUCAGUUAUUCAACCGUCAACACAAUCCUCAUCUUUAUUAUCGUUAUCAUUUGAACCACAUGCUCCAAACAAGACAGUUCUAUCAUUAUUGUCACCACAACAAAUACACCGUUCAAAGUAUACUCGGCAUGUUAUUAAUUGUAACCAUUUAUGCUACAAAUCUUCAGCCGAUGGAAAUUUAUUGGAUAAUAUGACACAUCCACAUGUAAUUAAUCAUCAUUUAUCUUGUAAACCAGAAGCUACUCCGACUAAUAUUCCAAAGGCAUUACUUUUAUCUCCACCACUACCGAUACGUCGUAGACCCGGCGAUUCACUAACAUCAAAUCGUUAUUCAAAAGGUCCAACUAAUCGAUCAUCAUCUUCGGAUCAUUGUGAACGCAAUCAUUCAACUUUAAAUGAUGAAUACUACCAAACGAAAACUUCUUUUCAAUCAUUAAAUUCAACUACAAAUAAAUUAAUCAAAUCUCAAUCACCUCCAACAAAAUUGAAAAAGUCUUCACAUUUUACAUUAUUAACUAAAACCAAUGAAUUUGAUUCAGAUGAUUUAUUAUGUACUAAAAAUGAUACAAAUUAUCAUCAUCAGCAUCAUCAUCAUCAUCAUGUUAUUAAUCAAUUAAAUAAAGAAGAAUUUUCACGUCUUCCUGUUGGUUUUCGAUGGAAUUAUAUUUUUGUAAAAUUAUCCAAUUGGUUUCAACGUAUACAUACAAUAAAUUAUUCAAGAACAUCAUCAGAUCAUGUAUCAUCUUCUAUACCAAUACAUCAUAAUAAAUCUGACUCUAUUUCAAAUUCUUAUCGUUAUCAAAUAAGAAAAUAUGAACCGACUAGAUCACAAAGUCAACCAGCUGAAAAAUUUGGCAAAAUUAAAUCUAACUUACAUAAUAAUGAUCAAUUUUUUGGUGAUUCUAAAACAAAAGUACAAUUAUCAAGUGAAAUUAAUAAUUCCAAUCGAAAUAUUUCAUCAUCAGAUUUUCAAUAUAUAAACAAUUCCAAAAAAGGAAAUUCAUCAUUCUCGUCAUCUUCAUUAAUAUCUAAUGAGAAACCAGUUGAAAAUUUAUUAGAUUAUUAUCAUACUACUCAAUCUCCUAUAGUUUACAAUAAUAAUUCUAGCACUACCAAAUGCACAAAUAAUAAUUCAUGCUCGUGUUCAAUGAUGUCUUUCAAUAAUUUAACAUACACUUCUUCAAAAUAUAAUGAUAUAGAUUGGUUUUGUACUCAAAGUUGUCCAAUAAAUACACAUCAAUUAAACGAACUAAAUCUAGAUAAUCAAAUAUCACUUAAGUCAUGUGUAUCUGAUUGUUGUUGUUGUUUUUGUCAAAGAUACCUCAAUUAUUGUGAUCAUAAUCGUUUAGUCCCAUUUUCUUCCAAUAAUCAAUAUGAACAAGAUGAUCAAAUUGUACAAUCAUCACAUUAUCAUGGUCUAAAACAACAGUAUUACUACCAUUCUUAUUCUUGUCAACUUCAUCAUCAUCAUUAUUAUCAUUAUCAUCAUCACCACCACCGUCGACAGCAACAUCAUCAUCAUUUAAGUCAUGAUUUCAAUCAAUGUCAUAUAAAGUUCACAACUAAUCAGCAUACAACAAAUACACAUUGUACAAAUUAUCCAAUACAAAACAAAGCUGUAAGAAAUUUUCAUUUGAAUUUAGAAAACCAAUACGCUACUAUUGGUCAACUAGAUCAAAUGGGAUCAGAUUGUAAGAAAAUAUCUCCAUCGAAUAAUAAAAAAAUAGAUUGUUCAUCACCUGUUAUCACUUUACAGUGUUUAAAUUUGACAGAAAAACAAUCAAAUAGAUUAGAUCAUAAUAUUGGCUAUGUAACAAGUGUGUAUAAUAAUGAUAAUUCAAUAGAUAGUGAGCAUUCAAUGAAUACAAGAAAUAUCUCAUCACUUUUCAUAGAUUAUCAUCAACCUCAUAAUCAAACGCUUGUACAAAAUCAUGAACAUGAAGUUGUUGAGCAUAUGAAUGAAGGUGAUAAUGUUGUAAAAUGUAUAAACUCAGAAAUUACAUGUUCGAAUCUAGAUAAUGAUAAAUCUUCUGAUGAAAAAGUACAGUCUAUGAAUAUUUCAAAAACUGAUACUACUAUUGAUACAUUUGCUCAUCAAAAGUUUGUAACGGAUUUGAUACUUUUAAAACGCAUUGGUUGGUACUGGGGUCCAUUGACAGUGGAGGAAGCUGAAUUGCUAUUAAAAAACUGCUCAGAUGGAACUUUCCUUGUACGUGACAGUAGUCAUGAUUCAUAUAUUUUAAGUGUCAGUUUUCGCUCUGGUGGUCAAAUUUACCAUACAAGGAUUGAACAUCUGGCUGGUAAAUUUAGUUUGGCUUUAUUAAAUGAUUUAAAUAACAAUGUUUCAUCAAGUGUAGCUGAAUGUAUUGAACGUGUAAUGGUUGAUUCUUUUCAAGAUCGUAUGCAUUUUUUACCAACUCUUGAUGAUUCUUCACCAUCUAUUAAUAUUAAUACCAAUGUACAGUUUAUUAACAAUGAUCAACAUCAAUCUGACCAACAUCGACAACUUCAACAAUUUAAUAAUAACAAUAAUAAUAAUAAUAAUACAUCACAACCAUUUGAAUCCACACGCCGUUCUACCUCUACUACACAUAUUAAAGCUUCUUUAAUUCAUCCAUUAUCACGUUUUUUAAUUGUUCCAUCAUUAGUACAUUUAUGUCGUUUUGAAUUAUUAUUACAUGUUCGACAUGAUCAUAUUGAUUUAUUACCAUUACCAUCGAAUAUAUUACGUUAUUUAAAAGAAAGUCAAUAUUAUGCGGAAUUUAUUCCAGCUUAUUUAGAAUUGUUAACUAAUAUGAAUAGUAGUAAUGAUAAAGUUUAA